Molecule: messenger RNA, 4017 nt
Organism: Xiphias gladius (swordfish)
Lineage: Eukaryota; Metazoa; Chordata; Actinopteri; Istiophoriformes; Xiphiidae
Exons: 19
Coding region: 1-2421 (806 amino acids)
Source: RefSeq, a predicted model, not a curated record
AUGAGCACCGACACAGGUUCUAAGGAAGAUUGCAACUACCGAAAAAUCUGUAUGGGAAUAGGUUACGACACCCAUGAGUCUGUGUGCUGUGACAAUCGAAUUCGGGCAGGUCGAAAACUGGCUUUCAACCCUGCUGUGGCCACUUGUUGUAAAGUAGGACAUGGAUGCACAUUAACAGCUACUGCUACACACGGUCUAAGUGAAAGGGUGUCAGCUUGCUGUGGAUUUAAAGCCUACAACCCACUCGAUGAAUUAUGCUGUCAGGCAACCAUUGUAGCCAAACCUGUGCCAAAGGCCCAAUGUUGUGGUGAAGAGGCUUUUGAUGAAGACAAGCAGCUGUGUUGUGGUCCGAAUCAUGACAAGAGGAUCCUGACGAGGACAUCCCGUCUCCACCGUUGCUGUGGUCGUGACCAGUAUUACACUGUGACUCAUUGCUGCUGCUCGAUGAAUGAUGUUCUUCAGAUAAAACCCAUUCAUUCAAGUUGCUGUGUAGAGGACACAGCUCAGAUCCCAAAGGGUCUAAGGCAAAGUGUGUCACCUCUCCGCGGACUGCAUGCCCAACACCCACAAAGUAAACAGAACUUUCAGUCAACUAUUGCAGCCAAAAUUGCACCAAAGGCCAAAUACUGUGAUAAAGAGGCUUUUGAUGAAGACAAGCAGCUGUGUUGUGGUCCGAAUCAUGACAAGAGGAUCCUGACGAGGACAUCCCGUCUCCACCGUUGCUGUGGUCGUGACCAGUAUUACACUGUGACUCAUUGCUGCUGCUCGAUGAAUGAUGUUCUUCAGAUAAAACCCAUUCAUUCAAGUUGCUGUGUAGAGGACACAGCUCAGAUCCCAAAGAUUCUAAGGCAAAGUGUGUCACCUCUCCGCGGACUGCAUGCCCAACACCCACAAAGUAAACAGAACUUUCAGUCAACUAUUGCAGCCAAAAUUGCACCAAAGGCCAAAUACUGUGAUAAAGAGGCUUUUGAUGAAGACAAGCAGCUGUGUUGUGGUCCGAAUCAUGACAAGAGGAUCCUGACGAGGACAUCCCGUCUCCACCGUUGCUGUGGUCGUGACCAGUAUUACACUGUGACUCAUUGCUGCUGUUCGAUGAAUGAUGUUCUUCAGAUAAAACCCAUUCAUUCAAGUUGCUGUGUAGAGGACACAGCUCAGAUCCCAAAGGGUCUAAGGCAAAGUGUGUCACCUCUCCGCGGACUGCAUGCCCAACACCCACAAAGUAAACAGAACUUUCAGUCAACUAUUGCAGCCAAAAUUGCACCAAAGGCCAAAUACUGUGAUAAAGAACCUUUUGAUAUGGGCAAGCAGUUGUGUUGUGGCCUGAAUCAUAAAAAGAGGAUCCUGACGAGAAAGUCGUGUCACCACCAGUGCUGUGGCCAUAACCAGUUUGACACUGAGACUGAGUGCUGCUGUUGGACCACUGAAUUUCCUGAGAUACUACCAAUUAAUUCCAGCUGCUGUGCAAAUGAGUCAGGUGUGCAUUUGCAGAAACCUGCACCUCAGCGCAACUGCACUGAGCCAAACACAAGGCUCUGUGGGUCAUCAUGUUACAACCCGGAUGAAUUUAGCUGCUGUGAGAGAAACCAGACAAAGCCUCACUUGUGCUGCAGCCCAGGUCAAUGUGAUGCUGUCCUCACAGUGUAUAAUCCACGUACACAAGUCUCCUGGGAUGGCUGUGUGUCUGAGUGGAAGCCUGAUAUAGAUCAAUUUCAUGGCUCAUCUGGACAACACUGCUGUGGGACAGAAAUCUACCAGCCUGAUACUGACAUCUGCUGCGGAGGACACAGACAUCCUAAAAACGAAAACAGUCAUUGCUGUGGGAUUCAAGCCUACAACAUUAAAGACCCACAGUUGAAGUGCUGUGCAGGGACACUGUACAACCUGAAAUCCUUGCAUAGCCAUGAUGCUCAAUGCUGUGGAUCCAUUCUGCAAGACCUAAGGAAUCAGGAUGUUUGCUGCUCAAGUGAGGACAAGGAGGGGCUCUACCCUAACAAACCAGGAUUCAGAUGCUGUGGCCACCUCUACUACAAUUCCUCUCUCUUUUCAUGCUGUGCAGGGAAGCUAAGUCCGGUACACCAACCGGGCCAGCAUCAGGGCAAGUUGAUUAUAGAAUCUAGAUUUCUAUCAGUGAGCAAUCUUAAAGAAACAGAUCUUUGCAAAGAAAUGAAAAUCGGGACCGUGCAAAGUGUGUCUCUGCACAGCAUCGUGUUCAGCAGUGUGCUGAAAAUCCAUGGAAUAAAUGCCACUGUGAAAACUCUGCCCUCGCCUUACAUCCUGAAAACACCUGAUCACUGCAACUUCCCUAAAAUGAUCCCUGGCAAGACCUACUUCUUUGAUGAAGUUAAUGUCUUCACUGAUUUCAGCCAUGACUCUACUAUUCAGUCACUCCAUUUCAUUAUUUACAAAUGUUAUCGUCCUUAGGUCACCACUUGUCAAUUUGUUUUUGUGUUGGACAACUUUCAUGAAAACUAUUAACAAGCUCCUCAAUCCUGUAUACUCAUUGAACUAAUAAUUACAUCACUAACUACUCAUUCAACUGCUCCUUAACCCUCCACACCAAUGUCGCACUUUCUGUGACUGUGGUCCAACAUGCAACCAGUGUACGGUUUGGACAUAAUCAAUUACCAACAGAUGGCACCAGUAUUACUUCAUGGCACCAGGGAAAACAUGAUCUAUUUUCAUCCCUCCCUCCAGCCCUUGUUCUAAUGUGGGGAUAUUUUCCUUUCGAUCCAAACUGCAUGGGAUGUUCGAAUAGCGUCAGAAUCCACAUUCAACAGUUUCUGUCUCUUUCUGAAACCAACAAUCUAACAUUCACCCCCAAUUAUUGUUAAGUUUUGUGUAAGUGAGAAAGGAGCCAGGUAUUGUCCUCUUUAUCUAUUCAAUUUUAAAUCUUAUUUAUAUAGCGCCAAAUCAUAACAGAGGUUAUCUUAGGGCACCUAUCAAAUAGAGCAGGUCUACCCCAUACUCUUUAUAGUUGUAUCUCAAGUAGUUAAUUGGGACUGUCUUCCUGGAGAUUGUCUGAAAAUAUGCACGAUUAUCCCCUUUUUUAAACAAUAUUGCACCACCCCCUCUCUAUUCUUGACAACUUUUGACUCUGCCUUCCACUUUGGUUGUUUGGACCAAGUAUAAAAAAAAAGAUUUCUGACGGAGUUGGACAGCACUUCUAAAAAACUAGCUCCCAGUCCCCUCAGUGACAGACAUUAAAUAAGCAAACUCCCCAAAACGACGAAGUAGAGGAGCAUUACUAUUAUUACUAACGACAGUAUUUUACUGAGUUUCACAGUGCAAUCACUCACACUGCUUGUUACUAAAGAAAGUAAUCAGUACUGUAACAAUGCCAAAAAUAGUGCAUGGUGAUAUACUCAUCUGUACUCAGGAUUAUCUGUAAUUAGGAUUAUUAUCUAAAGAUAGGCCAGAGCUGCAGCAGUGAAAGCUGUGCCCUCUGUAGAAUGAGUUAUAUUUUCUGUUAGUUUGGAGCGGCGAAGUAGCUCCAGUAGCCCUUUUCUUAGCUGUCAUGAUAGCAGCUAGCAUGCAAGAAUCUUACUGAGCAGUUUGAUUUUUACAUGAUAGAAACAGUUAUCAGCUAAUAUGUUUAAGUUUUUAAUGUUAUGUUAGUCUUUAUCAUUUUUACGCUACUUUGAUUCUUUUACUGAGCUACAUACUAAAUGGCAACUGUUUGCACAAGUGCUUAGGUCCUACAAUUGUAUGUUUACAUUGAAAUAACAUUUAUCAUGUCAUGAUUAAUAAAGCUAAUUAAGUAUAAUAUUUAAUAAGAACUAUCAGGGAUACAUAUAUGCUAAGUCAAGUUGCUCUGUACCAAAAUACACAAUAGUGGAAAUACUGGCUUUUUUGUCAUUUAUCAUUUAUACAACUGUAUAUUUUCUUGUGUAAAUGAAUGACAUGAAUUUAAGCAAAAAUAAACGCAUAUUCAUUUUACCAAAAGUAUUAUUUUUAAUAUAUAUUCAGCAAAAACUGCUACUGCAUGUUACAAUGUGUUUGAUAACAAUGCUAGUAUAA